CUUUUCACCCCUCUCCCUUCUUCCUUCCUCCCCGUCUUUAAUGGGUUUUCUCAAUUUGUGUUCUUAACUUCCGAAACUCCAUCUUUCCCGUUUCGUCGCCCUCUUUUCCCUGAACUGAUCCGCCAUAGUCGCCGUCCUCUGUUUUUCUUUUCUUCCUCUAGGAACAGAGUUGAUCACGUUUUUGUGUGUGUGUGUAAUUCACGAAAUCUUAUUCAAUUGUUGAUGGAUCUCAUCAUCCAUUCCCGAUGCCGUCCAGGGGACACCCAAAAGAUUUUGAUCUCUUGGGAUUCACCAAGCUAGAAAGCAAAACAAUUCUUCAUUGAAAAAAAUAAGAUAAUGGCGUGUUUGCCAGUCGGUAUGGGUGCGUGCCUCCAGCUCAUAACUAGCUAAUCUUGAUGUUUGUUGCAUCUUCUUAAAGCCCAAAUUUAACGAAAGGGAAUGGGCAUUUGGGGAUGGUGAUGAUGGGUGUAACAGGGCAAGCGACGACUUCUUCUCCACCACAUGAUCUUCCACUCCCACCUCCUCCUUCUGGCCAGAUUCCCAGGCUACCGGAUGGAAGCAAAAGCACCGAUCAGUGCAGUACCAGCGGCAGUACCAAGGGGGGAUUUGGUUCCCCUGAGACGUCGCCGGAGGCCGAAAAGGGCGACACUUUGGGGAACAUGAACCAGUUCAGUAGUGCAGGAAAGCCGCCCAGAAAUGUAUCCGCUAUGCGCCACUGUAGCAGCUCUGUUUUCUUGCCUGAUUCUGAAUCAGAUAUGGGAACGGGCGGGUUGAAGUCUCCAGGUUCAUCAUCAACAUCAAAUGACAAGACUCAGUCCUCGUUCGAGCCAUGGUUUCGUUCGGGGAGUUGGUCGGAGAAAGGCCCCAAACAGUUCAUGGAAGACGAGUUCAUUUGCGUCGAUAAUCUGCAGCAACAUAUCCACCAUUUCUUUGGGUCUGCUACUUCUGCAGCAAGUAACGACAGCGACAACAACCAUAAGUACAAGGAGCUGCCUUCACCAUCCGCAGCAUUUUAUGGGAUCUUUGAUGGGCAUGGAGGGGUGGACGCGGCGUCGUUUACAAGGAAGAACAUGCUGGAAUUCAUAUUGGAAGACUCGCAGUUCCCAAGUGGGACGAAGAAGGCGGUGAGGAAUGCGUUUGUGAAGGCCGACCAUGCGCUCGCCGAUGCCAAAACUGUCGACACUUCCUCUGGCACCACCGCCCUCACUGCUCUUAUUCUCGGCAGGAGGAUGUUGAUCGCGAAUGCUGGAGAUUCGCGAGCAGUGUUGGGGAAGCGAGGGAGAGCAAUCGAGCUAUCGAAGGACCACAAACCCAAUUGCACGUCAGAAAGGCAGAGGAUAGAGAGAUUGGGAGGGGUGAUAUACGACGGCUACCUAAACGGGCAGCUCUCGGUGGCUCGCGCUCUGGGAGAUUGGCACAUCAAGGGUGCGAGUGGGAAGGGGGGCAAGAGCCCACUGAGCGCGGAGCCUGAGCUAGAAGAGAUGGAGCUGACGGAAGAGGACGAGUUCUUGAUCCUGGGAUGUGAUGGAUUGUGGGACGUGAUGAGCAGCCAGUGCGCAGUGACCAUGGUGCGGAAGGAGCUUAUGCAGCACAACGAUCCCGCGAGGUGCUCUAAGGCUUUGGUUAAGGAGGCCUUACAACGCAACUCUUGCGAUAACUUAACCGUUGUUGUUGUAUGUUUCUCGUCGGAUCCACCUCCCAAAAUCGAGAUCCCUAGGAUCCAUCGGAGAAGAAGCAUCUCGGCUGAGGGUUUGGAUCUUCUUAAAGGUGUCCUAAAUAACGUAUAAAAAACAUGAACAAAUAUAACCAUAUAAUGGCGAAAUUAUUGUUUUCUAAUUGACAAGGAUGUACGUGGUCCUCUUUGACAUACUGCAAAACACUACAUUGCUAGGUGCAAGGACUAGAAAUUUGUGACAAGUGAGUGAGUAUAAUACACAAAUUAGACAUCAAUAAAUUGUAAGAAGUUAGUGGAGUGUUAAAAAGAGAGGACUAGAACCAUACACAAUACAAUACAAAACGUAAGAGAGAGAUUGAUAUUUUUUUGGGAUUACUAUAGUGAUCAAUGCUCAUUUUCCCCCUGUAUUUUCUUGGGAGCAACAGUAGCCAUCAGUCUAUUCACCCAGCCAUACAAGUGGAGUACUGUAGAGUUUUGAUUUCACUGAGAGUUUUUCUUUUCAAUUCUUUUGUUACCCAAAGAAAAGAGAUGAGAGUAAUGAGAUACGCUAGACGAGGGCUAGUUUUGU
Linum tenue is the source of this 2243-nucleotide messenger RNA. Lineage: Eukaryota; Viridiplantae; Streptophyta; Magnoliopsida; Malpighiales; Linaceae. The record is from the annotation of a GenBank genome assembly.